Molecule: messenger RNA, 1535 nt
Organism: Pseudovirgaria hyperparasitica
Lineage: Eukaryota; Fungi; Ascomycota; Dothideomycetes; Acrospermales; Acrospermaceae
Product: DUF292-domain-containing protein
Exons: 2
Coding region: 100-1053 (317 amino acids)
Biological process (GO): protein transport
Source: RefSeq, a predicted model, not a curated record
CUCCAGCUGCUUCCGGGACACAUUCCCCUACCCAUCUAAUCCUGUACUCUUACCUUCGCAGAUACAGACCUCAAAGACCAAGAUCAAAAUUCCACAGCUAUGCCUCCCUCCUCGUCUCUGAUAAACCGACUGAAAGUCCAACUCAAAAUGUCCAUAUCGCGUUUGCGGAUGGUUCAACAGAAAGAUACUGCACUUGCAAAACAACAACGGCGAGCGCUCUCACAGCUUGUCGAGCAAGGCAAGCUCGAAUCGGCACGAAUUCGCGUCGAAAACAUAAUCCGCAGCGACAUCACCACCGAACUUCACGAGAUUCUUGAACUGUACUGCGAAUUGCUACUCGCACGCAGUCAACUACUCGAUCCCCCUUCCACAUCCACCGCACCCUCCUCACCAUCUACAUAUUGUGACCCAGGUCUUGAAGAGCCAGUACGAAGCCUUAUAUAUGCCGCGCCACGGACUGAGGUAAAGGAAUUGCACAUGGCACGGAAUAUAUUGAUAGAGAAAUUCGGAAAGGAGUUUGCUCUGAGUGCUAUGGAAGGCGAGGGCGUCGCAGAGCGUGUACUGAAGAAGCUGAAAGUGGAAACGCCAAGCAGAGACCUCGUGGAUGCCUAUCUGGGCGAGAUAUGCAAAGCUUAUGGAGUGCCCUUCGGCUCAGACAACACCGAGGAUGAUGGUAAUGAGUCGGAUGGGGACGGCGGGGGUCAACGAGCGAAGCAGGAAAGCGAGCUGGGUUUAGAACCAGCACUUGAAGCAGAGUCAGGGGCUACGAAUACUUCGACCAGCGAUAAAAAGGGAGAGGAGGUGGAUGAGCUGAAGAAAGCAAAGGCGCCAAAGAGUCUAGGGCCUGGCAGUCCGUUACGCAUUGCGCCGUCAAGCCCAAGCUCGGAGAACCCAACACCGCGGAUAAGAAUGCCAGGACAGACAGGGAAGGAGCCAGUGUCGGCAGUGAAGAAGACUCCAACGGCGGCAGCGAAGAAGAAGGAUGAUGGGCCGGGCGGGAAGAUUCCAGAUGUUGAUGAGUUGGCGAAGAGGUUUGCAGCGUUGAAACGAUGACCUUGACUCACGGCGUGGUCUAGUCUACGUACCCCGAAUGGUACAACACGUUCGGCCGUAGCCAUACUAUUUUGCAACCAACGAAGCAAUAACUAUGGCCGGAAUAACUGUGCAGGACCAUACCAAACUCUGGCCGAUUUCAUCUAUCUCAUAGUCCUGUAUUACAUGUUUGUAAUGGAGGCCAACCCCAGUGUCCCCUGGACUUUCAGGUCAACACCUAGUUGCUAACGUCUUUCCCCACGCACUAUCAACUAUUGCUGUCUUUGAUACCAGGGAGUAUGUCAGCUGUGCGCAUGCAUCGCUGGAAAAAUGCUACAUUGUGUAUAUCAGAUUAGAAUUCACAUCAUUCCGUGGCUAUAUGAUGUCAUGGCUCGUAGGGGUACACCCCCUCAGGGUCCUUCUACGACCUCAAAACGUCUGUAAUAGCUUUCUGUGGUGAACACAGAGAGUACCACAAACAAAUUUGAAAUCACUGAGGUGUU